Messenger RNA from Dermacentor andersoni, 1876 nucleotides. Lineage: Eukaryota; Metazoa; Arthropoda; Arachnida; Ixodida; Ixodidae. The record is from RefSeq and is a predicted model, not a curated record.
GGUUUUCAAGAUGGUUGAUAUCGUCGACUAGGCGAGCUCAUACUUCUUCACGAGGGCGCUCACCUCGAAGCCGCGUCUAGAGUCCUGCAAAAUAUCCAUCUUCGUGUCAAGCGACACAGCUUUACGCUUUGUCGGCACCAUCUUCGAACUGGGCCACUGGGUUGUACCGUUGGUUGCACGCUGCUUCGGUGGCGUCAGCCUGCUAUCGCUAGACAGAGAGACUGAGUGCGGGACGGGUGUCACCGCGCCGCUUUGCUUCUCGCUUUUUUUUUUUCUUUCUCUCUCUUUCGGAGCGACUGUGGCCGACGUGCAUGAAGCAGCCAGCGCCAUCUUGUGGCGCGCUGUGCCUACUCAGGUACUCUCCGGUGUGCGGGCAGGGCGGGACGCGCUGCGCGGUAAUGGCGGCAGAUACGAAUUUACGGAAGUAAACAUCGGCUCAUCUCAACAUCGUUCGUUUCAGGGAACUAAGCAACGCAAAUGUUACGAUUAUUUGGCAUGGAAAACGCCGUCCAGACAGCAAAAUUUUGAUGUUAUAUUCGAUAUGCGGUGAAUAACCUAUCGUUAUAAAUGUUUCUUCCCCAUAGACCUAUAGCAUAAAAUGACACUCUCAUGUCGACCCAUCGUUACAACCAAUAUAUUGUUAUAUGUGGUAUCGUUAUAAGUGGACUGCACUGUAUUUCAACUGCCCAAGUUUGCAGGUGUACCUAGAAAAAGACUCUGUGCACUGCAUUGGUACUGUGCGGACAAACCGGGUCCCUGGAGUGAGCCUGCCUAGCGAGCAGGAAAUGAAAAAGAAAGGAAGAGGAUAUUUUGAAGAGGGUUGCAGUUUGGGUGGAAUUGAGCUGUCAUGUACAAGGUGGCAAGAUACCCGAGCAGUGACUUUGCUCUCCUCCUUUGUUGGAACACAGCCUGCUACAAGUGCAUCAAGGUAUAAUGGUCAAAAAAAAAAGAGCGGAGUGAGAUACCAUGCCCUGCAGUGAUCACCAUCCACAACAAGCACAUGGGAGGCGUCAACCUUUUGAACUCCCUCAUCUCCAUUUACCGUCCCUACCUGAGGUCGAAAAUAUAUUAUUUUCGUGUUUUUCUGCACAUCCUUGACUUGACAGCUGUAAAUGCUUGGUUGCUUUACAAGAGAAACGUCAUGAAAAAACGUGGUCAGUACAGUGAAAGGCUACUUCCACUGGCUGCGUUCAAGAUGGACCUGGCUGCAUCACCCUGCAAGGCUGGGAAGACGGCACUGAAAAAGCGAGGAAGGCCUAGCAAUGAGUCAGUAGAACAAGCCUCUGAUGAGAAGAAAAAAAGGGGACCAUCAGCUCCAACUCCAACCCAGGGUGUCAGGCUAGAUCAGGUUGGUCAUUGGGUUCUUUGGAGCAAGAAGCGGCAGCGCUGUAAGCUUCUUGGCCGCACAGGAAUCUGCAUGAGCUACUGCGUUGAGUGUGGAGUGCAUCUCUGUUCCACAAACAAGAGCAAUUGCUUUUUUGUGUACCACACUACAAAAUGAGUCCACCGUUUCUCGUUACUUACUGAUUACUGCUCAAGGUAUAGAACCAAGCUUUGUCAGCAAGCAAGUGAUAUAGCUUUCUAUUGUACGAUGUGUUCCCCCUUGCUGAUUGAUGUAAACAAAUGUUGCAGUUUUAAACACAAUAAGCCGGGCUUUCUUCAACUUUUUCUUUAUGUGCACAUUGUUGCAAAUAUGCAAUGUACUUUUUUUCUGCCAAUACAAACUGUAAAAGUCCACUGAAGAUAUUUUUUUUGUUAGUACAGCUAUUGUUAUGGUUCCCUGCAACGACAUCAAUAAUUUUAUGGCAAAAGAAAGAAUUGUGCAGUAAAGUGACUGUUUUAUUUUUCAUGAAAGCAUAUACGUGCUGUAAAAACA